Onychostoma macrolepis is the source of this 3721-nucleotide messenger RNA. It is a transcript of the gene adgrg3, whose product is annotated as adhesion G protein-coupled receptor G3. Gene Ontology annotation, molecular function: G protein-coupled receptor activity. The transcript has 12 exons. Lineage: Eukaryota; Metazoa; Chordata; Actinopteri; Cypriniformes; Cyprinidae. Gene Ontology annotation, biological process: adenylate cyclase-activating G protein-coupled receptor signaling pathway; cell surface receptor signaling pathway. The record is from RefSeq and is a predicted model, not a curated record. Gene Ontology annotation, cellular component: membrane. The coding region runs from base 1731 to 3269 and encodes 512 amino acids.
GAAUUAUUUCGUUUUAAAGUAGUAAUUUAAAGCUUUCUAUAGAUAUAUUUAUCAUAUUUGUGACUCAAUUCGUUGAGUUUCAUCAUUGUGAAGCGCUCCUGUUCAAGACGAGACGGCAAGCCUAUCCUCUGUUUUCCUAUUUAUUUUAAUAAAAGCACAACGUUUUUUUUAUUUUGUGAAUGCACACAAAUAAAAGUAGACCCUUUACAGUUCCGAAUCAUGUAUUACUCUUACCUUUAUGAGCAAACAUUAUGGCGUAUUUUAAGUUCUUUUCACGUGAGUGUGAGAGUUAGUGUGUGCGUGAGAGAGAGAGAGAGAGAGAGAGCGAGAGAGAAAUAAAUUCAAAUGAACAAUCAAACUUGUUUCUUUAUUAAAAUAUAAAAUUCAUUCAUUUAUCAAUAUGCCAUAGCCUACCAUAUGUCUUUGUUAAAGAGCAUAAUAUAAAUUCUUUUAGCAUGAAAGCACGUAUUUUUCAAUGUGUGACAGCGUCCUGUAUCAUAACUAAAUCUCAGCAGUUUGUAACAAACCAAACCUUGUGAAAAUCCGGUAAAAAUUCGGGGAGUUAUGAUUAUUGUAGUUGGGGAUACACAUUCCUCAGUAGAAAUAAAUGCAGCAGGGGCGCAUUGGAGACCCAUCCAAGAUGGCGGCCGCGCUGUACGUCAGCUCCAAUAGGCAGCGUCAGUCUAUGAGGCGUCUACAUAUAUUAUGUCUAUGCGCAAAACAAGUAGACUUUAUAGGAAUACCUUAGCUUAUUGCCGUUACCAUGGCAGCCAACAACAGCACAGCUUAACCCUCCUCACAUAUUUAUAUUUAGUUAUAUUGAAAAAGUUUCAAUUCAGUCAAUCUUUUUUACCCCGUUUUAACAUGGAUUUCUAUGAAGACAGGCAGCAGUGGCUGCACAUAAUAUAAGCCUUCUGAUUGGUCAGAUCUCAUGUCAAUCAAGCUCUUUGCUAACGGUCAAUUCUCGCGUGUUUUCAUGACAAAAUGUGGUUUAGGGACCGAAUCGAGUCCUUGGGUGACAGAGUUGUUGUCAGCUCGUGUAGUGUGUAACCCCUGGUUGCAGAUCAUUUACACAGAGUCACGUAGUGUGAACACCACAACGACUUAAAAACAGACAAUCAAGUCAUGUAGUCUGAACAGCACAGCGAUCUCCCGACGUGUAAAGUCGUGUAGUGUGAACUAGGAAGCUGUUCGGUUUCAUUUGUUUUGCGCGAGUACUUCCUUUGGUAAUAACAGUGCAGCGAAGAAAAAAAAACUCUUUCCUCUUUGUAGCUGCAGACACUAAAACCUUAUCUAUGAUCUAAUCUCAAACCUACUUAUCAUAUCUAACAAAAAUAUUAAAAGCUGUGAUUUGUAAAUAAAUAUGGUAAAUGCACAGUUGUUCUAUUAUUAGUGUUUUUUAAUUUUAUAAUAAUUUAAUAAUAAAUCUAUAAUUCCGAAAUGUAUGUUUGAGCCUGUUUGAAACACAUUACAAUAAUGCCAUUUAUAUAUGUACAUUUAAAAGUUUUAUUGCAUUUUUAUGUCUGGGUUCUUUUCACCGUUACGUCACAUAUGUUUCGUGUUGGUAAGUUGGUAAGUAAGCUUGCAGUUAAAUGUGAGAUGGUUCUUUUUGAAGUGAUGUUAAAAACUAGGCUGUCAGACAGGAAACCACAGCAAUCACAUGAGACCUGUGCUUCAGAGUGGUGACAGAGACUACACACACUAGAGGAACAUAGCAUUCAAAGAGAGAAAUGAGAGGCUUGCACUGUUUUGUUCUUUGGAUAUUUCCAAUUUUUUCUUCCACAAUAGCUAAUAAAAACCGUGUGCGUUGUUAUAUGGUUCCAAAAGAAUGUCAGAAAAAAGUGCCCCCAGAAAAUAAUAUUCCAUCGUGUAUUGAAGCUGGAAUGAGAAAUUGUACAUUUGGUUCCCCUAGGAGUCCAAUAUCAGAAUAUUUCUCUAAACCAAUUUUCUCAGAGGAAACAGUCGAUACAGAUAGAGGAUAUGUAAUCCACAUCUCAGAUGAAGCAUUACAGAGGAGCAAUAGUGGACAGGGGAAUGCAGAUUUGAUUGUAUCUCUUCUCAAUGAGACUUUCUUCAGGGUCAGCAGCAGUUUAAACAUCAAGAAGGGGAAUAACUCAAGUAAGUCAGGCACAAUAUUACAUGGGCAAACUGUGUUGGGAGUUUGGCUCGGUCAGAAUGAAGUUCAGAACCUUUCUCAGCCUGUUCAGCUCAGAUUCAUAAACACCAAUCAGAGUGAAAAUGGGACCUGUGUCUACUGGCAUCUUGAAAAAAAUGGCAAAGGUAACUGGAGCACAGACGGCUGUAACACUACCAUCGACAACGGAGACUUUGUAUGCAGUUGUAAUCAUCUGAGCUUUUUUGCAGUGCUCAUUAAUCCUGAAAUUCCUGAAGUGUCCCAUAUUGUCCCUCUCAACUACAUUUCAUACAUUGGCUCUGCCCUGUCAAUAGCAUUUACAGCGCUAAUGAUUGUUAUUUUUUUGUGCCAGAGGAAGAAGCAAUGUGAACAUUCAGUCAUCAUUCAUGUGCAGCUCUCAGGCUCCCUUUUCUUGUUGCACAUCUCGUUCUUGUGCAGCGUGUGGUUUUCUGGGCACAGAGACAAUGAUUCAGUGUGUCAAGCACUAGGACUUCUCCUACACUGGUGCCUUUUAGCCACCUUCACUUGGACAGCCAUCGAGGGCUUUCACCUGUACCUGCUGCUGGUGCGGGUCUUCAAUAUCUACAUCAAGAAAUACUUGCUUAAACUAAGUCUUGUGGGAUGGGGUGUACCCACCAUUACAGUGAUAAUAUGUGGUGUGACUAAAGUGUAUGGCAAAUAUACCUUUUACACGGGUGAAGAAAACUCAACAAUCACACCUCUAUGCUGGAUAAACACACAGAUAGUGAGCUACAUUACUGUCAACGGUUAUCUCGGGAUGGUGAUGCUCUUUAACAUGGUUAUACUGGGGGUGGUGGUGGUUAAGAUGCACAAAUUAAGAUCACAAACUCUUCAGAUUAAAGACCGGCGGAGGAGGGUAUGGAAAGAAUGGGUGUCUCUACUCGGGCUCAGCUGUGUCCUGGGAGUGCCCUGGGCACUGGCUUUCUCCACCCAUGGCCCCUUGAGUCUCCCUGCGCUCUAUGUUUUCAACAUUCUCAACAGCUUACAGGGUCUCUUUAUUUUCUUGUGGUUUUUUACUCUCACGUGUCAUGCACAGAAAGAGGAACACAACUCAUCAAAAGGCACCAUUCAGGUCAGCUUCAACAGUAAUGACGAACUUGUGACUACAAGAUAAACAACAGCUGUUCGGUCACAUCACACAGUGGAGUUUAAAGGUGGACCCUCCAUUCUACACCAAAUCUUCACUCUAGUUCUUUUUUAUUGUUAUUUUACUCAUUUGGAGCUUUGUGAUUUUCAAACCGGGGUCUGCAGUGCCCCAGGGGACUGCAAGGGGGCGCUAAAGGGAAUCGGCAUACAGUAUUAUGGGAAUAUUUAUUUCUAAAUGUGUUGACAUGUCCUUUUUAAUUAUAUUCCAGAAUAGUUUGUUGUGUUUUACAUCUUUUCAUUGCCUCUAUCAACUUCCUACUGACAGUUAAGACACUGCUCUGCAUGUUAAGAAAAAUGCUAUAAAAUAAAUCCAAAAUUGUUCUAAUAUUGGGUGGAAAACAAUUUAGGAAACAAUUUGUUUUGUGCUUUUUUUAUCACAUGCAGUAAAGGGAGCUUUAUACAAUAAAAUAUAUUGCUUUA